CCCUAAUUUCUCAUCACCGUGCGCAUGUCCUGAGCUUUCUGAUCUCCGAGAGACUCCGACGCGGCGGUUGCUGAAGAAGACUGCAAUAUGAAGUUCAACGUUGCUAACCCCACCACUGGAUGCCAGAAGAAGCUUGAGAUCGAUGAUGAUCAGAAACUGCGAGCAUUUUGGGACAAGAGGAUUUCACAAGAGGUCAAUGGAGAUGCCCUUGGUGAGGAAUUUAAAGGUUAUGUCUUUAAAAUUACUGGAGGUUGUGACAAACAAGGAUUUCCAAUGAAGCAGGGAGUGCUGACCCCUGGCCGUGUUCGUCUUUUGCUUCACCGGGGGACUCCUUGCUUCCGAGGACACGGAAGACGUACUGGAGAGCGCAGAAGAAAAUCUGUUCGUGGGUGCAUUGUUAGCCCCGACCUCUCUGUUCUGAACUUGGUAAUUGUGAAGAAGGGUGAGAAUGACUUACCUGGCCUAACCGAUGUUGAGAAGCCAAGGAUGAGAGGUCCUAAGAGAGCAUCCAAAAUCCGUAAGCUGUUCAACCUGUCAAAGGAGGAUGAUGUGAGGAAGUAUGUCAACACCUACCGUAGAACAUUUACAACAAAAGCUGGGAAAAAGCAGAGCAAAGCUCCCAAGAUUCAACGUCUGGUUACUCCUCUCACUCUCCAAAGAAAGCGAGCAAGAAUUGCCGAUAAGAAGAAGAGAAUUGCCAAGGCAAAAUCAGAGGCGGCUGAUUACCAGAAGCUUCUUGCUUCAAGGUUGAAGGAGCAGAGGGAUCGUCGCAGUGAGAGUUUAGCCAAGAAGAGAUCUAGGAUUUCAAGUGCUACCAAGGCACCUGUCACCGCAUAGACUGCUGUCAGAUACAGAUAUUUGGUGAAGUUUAAUCAUCACCGCAGUUUUUGGUACUGUUAAUUUAUGAUGAUUUUGUCAUGACAAAUGCUUAUGGUUUUUGUUACUUUCCAUACAUUGAGUUAUUAAAGUAUUAUCCAUGUAGUGUCACUUGUUGAGUUAAUUUUGACUUGUUGAAA
Molecule: messenger RNA, 1016 nt
Organism: Vicia villosa (hairy vetch)
Lineage: Eukaryota; Viridiplantae; Streptophyta; Magnoliopsida; Fabales; Fabaceae
Product: small ribosomal subunit protein eS6y
Exons: 6
Coding region: 88-837 (249 amino acids)
Biological process (GO): translation
Cellular component (GO): ribosome
Molecular function (GO): structural constituent of ribosome
Source: RefSeq, a predicted model, not a curated record